AUGAUCGACUCACAAAUUUUAUCAAAUUUCGCCCUCAAGGGACUCCUACUGGGUCUCAUAGCUUUGAGCUGCAGCGUUCCUGGACUUUGCAUUUGUCGAAUUUUCUUUCACCCCUUAGCCAAGUAUCCCGGUCCCUGGCUGGCAAAGAUCACCACUUUGUAUGCCGGUUAUCAUGCAUGGCGCGGGGACCUGCAUCUUGACAUGUGGAGAUGCCACGAGAAGUACGGUGACUUUGUCCGAUAUGGACCUAAUAGCCUCCUUGUCAACACUGCCGACGGACUUCACGAUAUCUACAGCCAUGGGAAGAACUUCAAAAAGGCCCAACGCUAUGCCGCCAUGGUGCAUAGGGCCCCGAACACAUUGACCGUGAUUGACAAGAAAAAGCAUGGCAAAAAGCGAAGAGUCAUCAGCCAGGGCUUCUCGGAUUCCGCCCUUAAAAACCACGAGGUUGUCAUCCUGGAGCAAAUAAAGCACCUAUGCAACCAGCUGAAGGCAGGACAGGGAGGUAAGCCGGUGCCAGCAGACACCUGGUCUACACCGAAGAAUAUGGGCCGAAUGACCGACUACCUCGCCUUCGACGUCAUGAGCAACAUUAUCUUCGAUUGCCCGUGGUCAACCCUGCGUGACCCCACCUUCCGCUUCGUCCCGGAGGUGAUCGAGAAGUCCAACGUCCGAGUCGGAACCCUAGCUCAAGCGCCCGAGCUCAGCAUUUUCCGUCUCGACAAAUACCUCUUCCCCGAAGCCAUCAAGGCCAGGAACACGUUCAUCAGCUUUGUCGAGGUGAUGCUCACCCAAGGCAUCGAGGCAGCCUCCAAGACAGGCAAGGGUGUCUUCGCACUACUCGCAAAAGCCAAAGACCCAGAGACAGGUCUUCCUCUACGCAACCGAGAACUAGGCGGCGAGAGCGCGACGCUGAUUGUCGCGGGAACCGAUACCUCCUCUACCGCGAUGGCGGCCUGCUUCUUCUACCUAUCGCACAACAGGGCAGCCUACGAGCGCGCAGCGAAUGAAGUUCGCAGUAUCUUCACGUCCCCCGAUGAGAUCCGCAUAGGCCAGCAAAUGAAUCAAUGCGUGUUUCUGCGUGCCUGCAUUGACGAGAGCAUGCGCAUGUCCCCAUCAGCGGCUGGAUCGCUGUGGCGCGAGGCCGAGGAAGCAGGAGCUACUGUGGACGGACAGUAUAUCCCCCCUGGUGUGGAUGUGGGAACGUGCAUCUACAGCAUUCAUCACAAUCCGGCUUAUUACCCUGAGCCGUUCUGCUUCCAGCCCGAGCGGUGGAUCGCGGAUGAGAGUCGUUCGGUACAAGGGGAUGUUGGACGCGCGCGAUCAGCGUUCAAUCCUUUCUCAAUCGGCCCCCGAAGUUGCAUUGGGAAGAGCCUCGCUUAUGUGGAGCUUCAUCUUGUGUUGGCGCGAGUGCUUUGGGAGUUUGAUAUCCGCCUUCCAGAGGGGGAUUUGGGUAAAAUUGGUCAAGGGAAGGUGGGCGCUGAGUUUGGCCGGCAUCGGCUUGAUGAGUAUCAGCUCUAUGACCAUUUGACUGCUGCGAAGGAGGGGCCAUAUUUGGAGUUUUGUCCGCGAAAUUAGGAGUGAAUUUG
This is a messenger RNA of Aspergillus neoniger CBS 115656, 1589 nucleotides long. Its product is annotated as cytochrome P450. Gene Ontology annotation, molecular function: heme binding; oxidoreductase activity, acting on paired donors, with incorporation or reduction of molecular oxygen; iron ion binding. The coding region runs from base 1 to 1578 and encodes 525 amino acids. The transcript is spliced from 4 exons. NCBI's taxonomy places the organism in Eukaryota, Fungi, Ascomycota, Eurotiomycetes, Eurotiales, Aspergillaceae. The record is from RefSeq and is a predicted model, not a curated record.